UCCCCCUCCGUCUUCCCCACUCGCGCAACCCACACACAACCGCAGCGGCAAGCAACACGGGCCGUCCUCCCGCACGCACAGAGCCGACCCACCUCCCCCCCUUAUCGACGAGCCUCUCAAAAGCCAAGAUCUCCCAGCGCGCGGCGCCGUAAUGCUCGCCUGAUUGCGCUGGUCAUGGCGCCACCACAGGAGCGGGACUACAUCGGGCUGUCGCCGGCAGCGGCGGCGGCGGCCACGGAGCUGCGCCUGGGGCUCCCGGGGACGGAGGACGCUGCCGGGGACGGCGGUGGAGCGGCGUCGGAGGCGCCGCUGACACUGGAGCUCCUGUCCAAGGGCGGGGCGAAACGCGGGUUCGCGGGCGCGGUGGCGGAGGAGGAGGACGAGAAGAAGAAGGCGCAGCCGCCGGCCGCCAAGGCACAGGUGGUAGGAUGGCCACCAAUCCGCAGUUACAGGAAGAACACCAUGGCGACGAACUUAUCUGCUCCCAGAAGCAAAGACGAGGCCGAGGCGAAGCAGGCACCGGCACCAGGCUGCCUUUAUGUCAAGGUUAGCAUGGAUGGUGCUCCUUACCUCAGGAAGGUGGAUCUUAAGAUGUAUAAGAACUAUAAGGACCUCUCGCUGGAGCUGGAGAAAAAGUUCAGCGGCUUUACUGUUGGUCAUGGUGAAUCGACUGGAAAAUCGGGAAGAGAUGGAUUAUCUGAUUGCCGGCUGAUGGAUCUUAAAAGCGGCACUGAACUUGUGCUCACUUAUGAGGAUAAGGAUGGUGAUUGGAUGCUUGUUGGUGAUGUUCCAUGGCGAAUGUUCACAGACAGCUGUAGGAGGAUGAGGAUCAUGAAGGGGUCAGAUGCAGUGGGCCUCGCUCCGAGGGCCGCCGAGAAGAGCAAGAACCAGAAGUAGCAAGAACGAUGAACCCGAUCUGUUUCCUUUCCUGCGAUCGCAUCUUACAAGGGUGAUGGACUUUAUGUGUGAUGAGAAAGGGAUUUACUUAUAUAUAUAACCUACGUGUAUUCUCUUUGUUAUUUCCUUGUAUGUUCGUUCGGAACAAGCAUGUUAGAUUGUGUAAGCUGAUCUGUGUGUAUCUACUACUACUGCACUACUUUGAUUUGAUUCGCGUGUGUUGUAUGCGGUUUCCGUUGUAAAUUGGUGUGCUCUGUCUGUACCGCAAACUCUUUUCUUUCAUCUGUGUUUGGCGAGCCAUGAGAAGAACGUUGCUUUCA
This is a messenger RNA of Triticum urartu, 1217 nucleotides long. RefSeq names its product auxin-responsive protein IAA21. Gene Ontology annotation, biological process: regulation of DNA-templated transcription. The record is from RefSeq and is a predicted model, not a curated record. Gene Ontology annotation, cellular component: nucleus. Lineage: Eukaryota; Viridiplantae; Streptophyta; Magnoliopsida; Poales; Poaceae.